AAUAAGUUUUCUUCUAAAUUGGGUUUAAUAAAUAAACUAGUGAUUUUAGUAUUCUUUUACUAUGAACUAGCUAUUUAAUUUUUGCUAUAUUUCAUUGGUUUAGAAAUAAUUAGCUAAUUUUCUUAUCCUUAUAUUUUUAAAUUAUUUAACUUUAAUAAACCAAAAAAAAAAAAAGAGGACCAAAUAACUAAAAGAUACUAACCUAACAUAACUUUACCACUAAUCCUAAAAUCCCUACACCAUACGUCUGAUAAUUCUCAACCCAAAACAAACCCUAUAACCUACUACCCUCACCCUCACGUCUCUCACCCAAAACCAACCCCUUAAACUCACGUCUCUCCCUCCUUAUCCUCCAAUCCCUUUUUUUAUGCAACAAACACACACACACUCCCACGACACAGCACACACACACAUCCAUAUAAAUAUAUACCCAGUAACACAUAUACGGGACACAUAGAUCAGAAGCAAUAGUAGAGAAAAAACACAUCAGAAGCAAAAAAAAAAAAAAAAAAAAAAAAAAAAAAAAAAAACAGUUAGCAAAGAGAGCAAAAGACACAGUAAAAAAAAAUACAUUGAGAGCAAAGAGAAAACAAAUACCAGCUCCGUAAAGGUUUGGUUUGGAAAUUGAGUUCGAGGUUUUGUUCGCUGUUUCGAGUUCGCGGACUUGAAAACCAGCUUUUGUUUGCCUUGGAACUCUGUAGAUUGUACGUUGCUUUUGUUAUUGAUCGAAAAGAAUUUGAAGGUACAAUAUGUCGCUACCAACUAGAGGAGUGUGUGAUAAAAGGCCCAGGGUUGAAGGGAUACCAAAGUUCAUGAUUGUCGACGAAAUACCACUGAAACUAUGGCAAUGGUGGAGAAAUAUGGGGGGAUAUGACCAAAGGCAAGUAAAAGUUCAUUUGGGGCAUCUGGUGCAUAUGAUGUAAAUCAAACCUAGAAGAAAUGUGUUUGAGGCAUUGGUUCAGGUAUGGGACCAUAAGAACAACGUGUUUCGAUUCUCGGACUGUGAAAUGACACCGACCCUAGAAGAAAUUACGGGCUUCAUGGGGAUGGGCUCUAAGCUCCAAGGUUCUGAUCUUCGUAAUAAAAGACCCAUAGUUCCGAAACGGGUGGAUGGAACUAAGUUUUUGAAUUAUUUAAAAAUCAAUAAGAUGGAGGAAGCAAGUUUGGAAAGCGGUUGGGUUUCUUUGGAGUUUUUAUAUGAAAGGUAUGGGCAAGAAGACGGAUUUGAGAAGUGUUUGGGUCAACUUAACAACAAAGGGGAAAUCGAGACAUGGAAAAUACAUAGACGCUUUGCUUUCAUGGUUGCAUUCCUAGGCUGUAUUGUUUUCCCUGAGCGAGAUAAACAAAUUGAUAUUCGUCUAGCUGGAGUAGUGCAGGCAUUGACUACGAUGGAUAACCUCACUCUUAUACCCAUGAUUCUUGGGGACAUCUUCCGAGCACUGACCAAAUGUAAAGAAGGUGCUAUAUAUUUUGAGGGAUGCAACAUUCUUUUACAAAUUUGGUUUCUUGAACACUUCUAUCGUCAUCAUUUUGCACCAAAAUUCAAUGCUGAUUGGGUGAACUACAUGACCGAGCAUGAAGAAAGGGUCGAGAAGUGUGAUUUACCAAUUGGUAUCAAAGCCUGUGAGGAAAAACUCUCUAAGUUGACUGCUGAUAAGAUUAUUUGGAACUACCACUGGUUCCCCGCACAUGAAGUCAUUUGUAUGUCCUCACACCAUCCUUUUCUAGUACUAAUUGGGCUCAGGGGUGUCCAACCUUAUGCCCCACUUCGGGUUAUGCAAUAGCUAGGUAGACUUCAAGAAAUUCCUCGAGAGGAAAACAUGAGCAUAUUUAUGUAUGACACUCCUCCAGGCUUUCUUUUUUAUAGUGAUGGAAUAUUGAAGAUUUGGUAUGGAGGCAUAAUCUCCGAAUUGAGAGAAAUGGUAGAGGAUCGUGACAGGGGGAGAGUAGGUCCUGGGUACCUUUUGUGGUUGCGCAAGCCGUCCCUAUCUGAAAAAGGGCCCGAGGGGUCUAGAAAAAGAAAGUUGGACAGAGAGUCAGAGGUCAGAGCAAGAGUUUGGCAGGCCCGUCUGGACGUUGAACAUGAGUUUCGAGCUAGAUUAAAUGAGCAACAGGCUGUAUACGAGGCGAGGAUCAUGCAAACCCGUGUAGAUGUGGAGAAAAUUUAUUAGUCCACUCUACACGCUCUCGAUAAAGAGCUAACAAAUGCCAGAGAGUAUUUGGCCCAGAUGGAGGCAGAAGUGGAUGCUAGAGUUACGACAGCCCGCAAAACAGUUGUGAGGAAACAUCGCUCUACAAUUCAGACCUUGUAUGAAGACUUAGGCAUUGUCACACAAGCAGUGGAUCAGUUACAGAGGAAGCUUGAUGAGAAGGGAGACCUGUUUGAUGCAGAGAAAGCACGUUUUGAAGAUGAGAAAGCUCAAUUCUUGACCCUGCAAGCUCGACAACAAGCUGAAUUUGACAGAGAAAGAGUUUAGUUUGGUUUAGAAAGGAACCAAUUAAUGAAUGACCGAGCAAGAAUUCGAAACCAGCUUGAAUUAGCAUUGAAUCGUGAGGCAGGUAUAAGAGAGAUAGCCACUACUCGCCAGCAGCAAGUCCGAGACUUAGAGCAGAACUAUCAGGAUGUUAGAGAACAUGUCUACCAUUUAGCUGUUCAUGUUGCUCAAAGUUGUCUGGACUGUCAGGGGAUGGGUUAUGAGCAAUUUGCUAGAGAGGUGCCUACCUUCGCACGCCACUUCACAGCAGAACUGAAGCAGAUAUAUCACAUGUUAGGGGGUCAGCCUGGGCCAGAAGCACCGUGAGCAGAUAUGCAUUAGUUGACAUGCAAGAUUGAGGAUUUCGCAAGAUUGAGGUUUAGUUAUAAUUAUUAGGAGUUCUAGUUCAGUAGUUGUAUUUUGAGACUGACUCUUUUCGAGUCUUUAUUUUUAGUUUGUUUUGGAUAUUCUAGUCCCGAUUUAGUCUUUUCGAGUCUAUGGUGCCUUUCAUUUUGGUUA
This is a messenger RNA of Lycium barbarum (goji berry), 2993 nucleotides long. RefSeq lists its product as uncharacterized. The record is from RefSeq and is a predicted model, not a curated record. The coding region runs from base 1008 to 1784 and encodes 258 amino acids. NCBI's taxonomy places the organism in Eukaryota, Viridiplantae, Streptophyta, Magnoliopsida, Solanales, Solanaceae. The transcript is spliced from 2 exons.